GCCUUAAGCAACAGUUAUCAUUCAAGCGAAUGAAAUGAAACAAAGCGUCGUACGCGAAGAGUGCAGUGUUCUUAAAAUCAAAAGUGACAACUAUUUCAAACGUGAAGUAAGCUAGUUUCAAUUUGGACUACACACUUCUCUACAAUUAUUAAACGACAAGGGCAAAAAUAUAUGAACAAUUCGAUUCCAACCAAAACUACCAUAUAACUCAUAACGCGUAAAAAUGCCUCAAAUCAUUGGACAAUUUACCAAGCUCCCAACCGCUUUGGGCUGCUCCCCCAAGCUCCGUUCCGUAGCGGAUAAUCAAAUUCGUGGCGUGGCCAUCGUCAACGGACACCUAUCCCAGCUUUCACCCAAAAUCCGUAACUAUGUUGAGGAAUCCGUUGCCAUGUGUCAACCGGACCGUAUCCAUAUCGUCAACGGCAGUGAGCAGGAAAGUGCCGCCCUGAUCGACAUUCUGCAUGCUCUCGGUACCGUUCAACCCCUACCCAAGUACGAGAACUGCUGGUUGGCCCGCACCAACCCGGCGGACGUGGCCCGUGUCGAAUCCAAGACCUUCAUUUGUACCCAACAACAGAAGCAGGCCAUUCCAUCGCCUAAAGAUGGCGUCAAGGGUACACUCGGCAACUGGAUCUCGCCAGAAGACUACGAUAAGGCAAUCCGUUCUCGUUUCCCUGGCUGCAUGAAGGGACGCACCAUGUACGUAGUUCCGUUCUCCAUGGGACCGAUCGCUUCACCAUUGUCCAAGUUCGGCAUCGAACUUACCGAUUCAGCGUACGUUGUCUGCUCGAUGCGCAUCAUGACCCGUAUGGGACUGGAAGUCCUCGAGAAGCUUUCCGACAAUUCCGAUUUUAUCAAGUGUUUGCAUUCGGUUGGAACUCCGGCAAGUGGAAAAAUUGCUAUGCCCACCUGGCCAUGCGAUCCGGAGCGUACCAUCAUCCUCCACAAACCGGCAAACAACGAAAUCGUAUCCUAUGGAUCCGGCUACGGCGGAAACUCGCUGCUCGGCAAGAAGUGCUUCGCUUUACGUAUCGGCAGCACUAUCGCUCAACGUGAAGGUUGGCUCGCAGAACAUAUGCUGAUUCUCGGCGUCACGGAUCCGAAUGGCGUCAAGAAGUAUAUUGCCGCAGCUUUCCCAUCGGCCUGCGGCAAAACCAACCUCGCCAUGAUGACUCCGACACUUCCUGGCUAUACCAUGGAAUGCGUUGGCGACGACAUUGCCUGGAUGAAGUUUGAUUCCAAAGGACAACUGCGCGCCAUCAACCCCGAGAAUGGAUUCUUCGGUGUUGCUCCGGGAACGUCAUCAGAAACCAACCCGAACGCCAUGAAAACUGUCUACAAGAACACCAUAUUUACCAACGUGGCAACCACUUCCGAUGGUGGUGUAUUCUGGGAAGGAAUGGAAAAGGAAAUUGAUGCUGAUGUUGAGAUCACCGACUGGCUGGGCCAGCCGUGGAAGAUGGGAGCCUCGAAAACCCCAGCUGCGCAUCCAAACUCUCGCUUCUGUGCCCCAGCAAGCCAGUGUCCCAUCAUUGACCCUGCCUGGGAAGAUAACGAGGGUGUACCAAUUUCGGCCAUUCUCUUCGGAGGACGUCGUCCCGAAGGCGUCCCACUAGUGUACGAAGCCAACUCAUGGUCUCACGGAGUAUUCAUCGGAUCUGCCAUGCGCAGUGAAACGACGGCUGCCGCUGAAUACAAAGGCAAAGUUAUUAUGAACGAUCCGUUUGCUAUGCGCCCGUUCUUCGGCUAUAACUUCGGGGACUACCUCAAGCAUUGGCUCAGCAUGGAAGAACGUGCAACCGCUGCGGGUGGACACACGCCGAAAAUUUUCCACGUCAACUGGUUCCGCAAGGAUGCCAACGGAAAGUUCCUGUGGCCAGGGUUCGGUGAAAAUUGUCGGGUAUUGGAAUGGAUUCUGCAGCGAGUCGAUGAUCACGAAUGUUACGAGGAAACGGCCAUCGGUCGCAUCCCUUCCAAGGGUGCACUGAAUUUCGAUAAUCUCGACUGUGCGAUAAACGAGAAGGAACUUUUCUCAAUUCCGAAGGACUUUUGGCUGAAGGAAGUUGAAGCAAUUCAGCAGUACUACGACAACCAGCUGCCGAACGAUUUACCACAGAAGGUUGCACAAGAGCUGGAGGCGCUCAAAAGUCGAGUGGUGCAAAUGUAAAUUGUUCAAUGAUUUGCUUACGAGGCACUAGGAUGUAAGGAAUGCAUAAUGAUACAUUAGUAGUAGUAUUAUAGAUUAUGAAUAAAUAGGAAUAAUUAUUUAGUAAAAUAAAAACAAACAAGUUUCAAAACAA
Armigeres subalbatus is the source of this 2300-nucleotide messenger RNA. Its product is annotated as phosphoenolpyruvate carboxykinase [GTP]-like. The transcript is spliced from 3 exons. Gene Ontology annotation, molecular function: GTP binding; phosphoenolpyruvate carboxykinase (GTP) activity; manganese ion binding. Gene Ontology annotation, biological process: response to lipid; cellular response to glucose stimulus; gluconeogenesis. Lineage: Eukaryota; Metazoa; Arthropoda; Insecta; Diptera; Culicidae. The record is from RefSeq and is a predicted model, not a curated record. Gene Ontology annotation, cellular component: cytosol. Bases 224 to 2167 code for a protein of 647 amino acids.